UUCAAAAUGUACAUCGAUUUUUAUAUAUAUAUAGAUUUAGAAAAAAAUAAAUGAUUUUUAUUGCAUUUUUGUGUUGGUGCAACGGCACAAGAUUAGCUGUAAAAAGAUUGAUGCCGAAUUUAAUCGAAGCCACAAUAUUGACUGGCAAAGCAAAUGGGGAAUUUGUACUCAUCCCACGUAUUCUUCUGAUACCAAUAGACAUGCCAUUUGAAUUCAAACGGUUGCAAUUCCCUGUGCGCCUAUCAUUCGCUAUGUCCAUCAAUAAGGCACAAAGACAAACGCUUCAAGUAUGCGGUUUGGAUUUGGAGGAGCCGUGUUUUUCGCACGGGCAAUUAUACGUGGCCUGUUCAAGAGCUGGCACUCCAAAUUGUUUAUUUGUGUAUGCCCCAAAUGGACAAACAAAGAAUAUUGUUUACACAAAUGUGUUGGAUUAAUAAUAAAGAAUUUAGAAAAAAUAAAUGAUUUUUAUUGAAUUUUUGUGUUGGUGCUGCGAAGCGCACAGGAGUCGGCUAUUAGUUAUUAUAAAACUAAUUUUAACUGUACCACCUACGUGCUAUUAUUUUCGUUUGAAAAUUUAUGUCGUUUAUAGUAUUAUAUUCGUUUGUUGCUAGGGGAUCGAAAAAGAAAGAAGGUAAAUAAUAAACAUCUGAUUUAAGAAUUGCAUUUAGAGAAAGCAAUAACUGCACACGGGCGAAUUCUAUAUAUGGGCUAUGAAGUGCACGGGUUCAGCUAGUAAAUUAUAUAAUUAUGAAAAUGUUCAACCUAAUACCCCUCCCAAAAUUCGUUUUUGUGUACGCGUCUGGUCUGAUUCAUGUUUUUCUUUUUAAUCUUAGCUUAUUUUAUAUUGAUUUUUGAGUAUUCAAUCAACUUAACAUUUCUAUUUUCUCUCUCUAAAGAAUUUUUCACAUUCUUCUUCAACACCAUACUUCAAAAGUUUCUAUUUUAGCUUUUUCAGCUUUCAAUAUAGUCCAAGUCUCUGCUCCAUUAAGAUUACCGUCCACAUAAACAUUUUUACAGGUGAAUAGCUGAUAUCCAAACUUACUCUACUUAAAAUAAUUUAUUUCUCUUUUUAUAAUAGGCUUGUUUGGCCUGCGCUAUUCUACAUACUUAAUCUGUAUGACUUUUCUCAUCACUUGUGAUUUUGCUUCCCAAGUAUGUUAAACUUUAAACUAUCUCCAGCAACAUUUCAUCUAAGCCUACAUUUGUAUGAAUCUGCUUUUUGGUACAUUUAAGAAUUUUAGUUUUUCGUUGAUAUAUUUUAAUAUAGUGUUAGUUAAGCAUUUCGUUAAUUUUUUCGAGCAUGUUAGUUAGGUUUUCUUGUUUUUCUGUAAUUACAGCAAUAGAACCAGCUAAACGCAGCAUUUUCACAGGUACUCCUUCUGUUUUUACUCUUCCAAUGAUUUCUUCCCUACUUUUUCUAAGACUUCUUCUAUAUAUAGAAUAAAUUAGGUGAAUGAUAAAUUGUACCCUUGUCUUACCCCUUUAGCAA
Messenger RNA from Sipha flava (yellow sugarcane aphid), 1489 nucleotides. Its product is annotated as ATP-dependent DNA helicase pif1-like. The transcript has a single exon. The record is from RefSeq and is a predicted model, not a curated record. NCBI's taxonomy places the organism in Eukaryota, Metazoa, Arthropoda, Insecta, Hemiptera, Aphididae. The coding region runs from base 51 to 434 and encodes 127 amino acids.